AUGACCACUCUAAGCAGCACGGCCGAGAUGAUGAUGGACAAAGGUUCCUACAUGCGAGGCACCAUGCAGGGACGCCGAGUCACAUAUCCAUCCGGAGCCCGCCACCGAUAUCCAGGGCUCAGCACUUACCGACAUCUAUCUGCUGGGGAGUCCAUUGAUUUGACCGUUCUCCCUGUAAUGCACAUUCGAAUUAGACUUCCCUUUGCCUCGCCGUCUUUAUUUUCUUUCACCCGUCUCAAUUCUCCCGCCAUGAUGCAUUGGUCGUUCGUUCUUUCAAGUCUGGCUAUUGUGGCUAGCCCGACUGGUGCCUGGCAAUACAUCUCCCCUGAUGCUCUUCCGUCCGACACUCUGUCUUCCAGUUGCAAGGCUGCCUUGGUGGUCGAUAUUUCCUGCCCUUCGCAGGUGUCUACCUUUUUCCAGAGACAAGCUGUUCCACUUGACUCUCUGGAGGAGGCAUGCACCUCUGAGUGUCGCGCCUCAUUGGCCGAGUACGAGGCCGGCCUCAAAAUCAAAUGCGACGAGAAAGAUGUAGUCGACUACAACCCAGGUGCUAACCCGGUCCACGUGUCUGUCGUGGCGACGGACAUGCUCUAUCACUUCAACAGGACCUGCAUCAAGGACGGAGAUAGAUGGUGCAAUAUCUGGGCCUUUGAGAAUUCGCCUGACAGUGACCCUAGUGGCUCUUCUGCCCCUUCAACUACGGCUUCUAUGGACAUGUGUGACAGCUGCAUCAUUAAACCCUUCCAGUUUAUGGCCGGUAACUCCUACUCAGAUGGCUUUGCUUUGCAACCGGAUUACUCUACCCUAACUGAAAGCUGCUCCCAGACUGGCUUCCCAUUAGCAACCACGACAACCAUAGAAUCACCGACCACUUCAAAUCCCUCGCUGGCUUGCUCAGGAAAACAGUACACUAUCCAGGCCAACGACACAUGCCAGUCCAUCUCCAACGCUAACAACGUUGCCACUGCUUGGAUGUUGUACGACAACAACUUGCAGGCCUUCUGUGCCCGUUUCCCAGCUGAGGGAGAGAGAAUAUGCAUUGUGAACCAGUGCAAAACGUACACUAUUCAAGCCAACGAUACUUGCCAGGGCAUUGCCGUUGCGUCUAAUAUAACCAGGGUGCAGCUUUAUACAUGGAACCCUGUUCUCGGACCAGCUUGCAAUCGCAUGUCCUUGUCUGUUGGCGACAGCAUCUGCCUCGAGCCACACAACGACGAGGACUAUACGUCCCCAACCCACGUGUCCACCACCCAAGCACCAAAACCUACUGCGGCCCCAGUCCCUUCCAACAUCGCCAACGGUACAAACGAGAAUUGCGCCCAGUACUACUUUGUCCAGGAAGGUGACUAUUGCAACCAGAUCAUCGUCAAGUUCGGCAUCUCUCUCGCAGAUUUCCUCUUCCUGAACCAAGGAAUCAACGCAGAGUGCACCAACCUCAUGGCCGAAGACUCUUACUGUGUUGCGCCAGUCGGGCCUAUCAACAUGUACCCUGGGCACCCAGACUAUGUAGACCCGACUUCGACCAUUCCCAAUAUUCCCUUCAGCGACCUGCCCAAGGCUACAUUCACCCCGCCAGCAAUCACGGGUCUGCCUGCUUACCUACCCAGGGCCAAUAGUACCAGGAAAGAUUGUCUCAUUUACGUCAACGGCACGGAUCUACAGGUAGACAUGAGCUGGGGCUCUUCUUUCUCGGGGUGCGUAGAACUGGCCAAGAUAUGGGGAAUAUCCCUUGAUGAGCUGCAGAAUUGGAACCCUUCUCUCAACACAACUUCUCCUGAUUGUGGUUUCAGCGAGGGUUUCAGUUACUGCAUGGCUGCCUAUAUGAAGGUAAACACUUACACGGGUGAAGACGAGGCCGGGUCUACGGCUACCUCAACUAGCACGGCUUCCACGCCUACUACGGACACGACCGCCGAGCCGACAGAGACCGAGCUUCCCAUCAGAGACGGCGCGGCAGAGGGUUGCACCAAAUACUAUGCUGUCGUUCCACCGCAGACGUGUCAAGAAGUCUUGGACGCAAACAACCUGACCAUUGCCGAGUUCUAUGCCAUGAAUCCCUCGAUUGGCGCGGAGUGCACCACCCUCUGGCCCAAUUAUAGAUACUGUGUUGAGGUAUUACGUCUCCGUAUCCCGGCUCUAUCUCUGCGCCUCUUAGGUUCCUCGCCACGCAACAUGACUUCCCGCGGCGGCGGUUCCCAAUCCCCAGUCAACAUGGCCCCAUCUGCAAGGAAGCGCACCGAAGGCGCGCAACCCAGACCUCUGAGACCCUGCGUCAAUCACAACGUUAUCUUUAACGAUCACACUGGCAACCCGAGCCUCAUGUCGUGGUACGGGUUAGAGAACAGGCCUAAUCUACCUCAUUUGCCCUCUUGGAUCUUCUACAUGGUUAACCCAGAAAUACCACGCGACUUUGACGGCUGCACAUUUGUUUUUGGUUUUGAGAGCAACCGUUUGCUUUAUUGCGCUGGCGGCUUCAGAUACGAGUUCUUUUUUUUACCCGGUGCCACCGCCCAAGAAUGUAUUGCGCAUUAUCGUGGCGAGAUGGCUGCUCGAGGUACCAUGUGGUGCCAGGUCCGCAAGGUGAAGAUGGCCUUGAAAGAAAAGCAUGAGGCGGGCGAAGAAGGAGUGGGUGACUCAACUGAAACGCUGUCCUCUGGCGAUGAGGAUGAGCCUCAGUCCGGUAUCACAGGUGAAGGACUCCCAGGCUUGCCUUGGCCGAAAAGGGGUGGUGACUGGUAUUUUACCAACUACCGCAGCUGGCUCUUUAUGUAUUUAGAUGCAGACAUUCAUUGGGGCCCUGAUCAAGAUCACAAUUUCUGCCUCGUCAAAUUCGACCCUAUGCCCAUCGAAUGGGAGGAAGGUGAAAGGGUCAGAUGGGAUCCGAUGGAACACCCUAUCCAUUCCGAGCAUAUGAAGGCGAGGCAGAAGGUAGGUGACAAGGGGACCCUUAUAAGUUGGAUGGGCGAUAGAAGUCAUGACCAUUGGGCGCGAGAGGCUAGCUACGCUACCGAUGACGCUGAAGACCUCGGCUGGGAGACUUGGUAA
Fusarium vanettenii 77-13-4 is the source of this 3045-nucleotide messenger RNA. RefSeq lists its product as uncharacterized. The transcript has 10 exons. Bases 1 to 3045 code for a protein of 1014 amino acids. The record is from RefSeq and is a predicted model, not a curated record. Lineage: Eukaryota; Fungi; Ascomycota; Sordariomycetes; Hypocreales; Nectriaceae.